Linum trigynum is the source of this 799-nucleotide messenger RNA. The record is from the annotation of a GenBank genome assembly. NCBI's taxonomy places the organism in Eukaryota, Viridiplantae, Streptophyta, Magnoliopsida, Malpighiales, Linaceae.
CAUUUUAUUCAUUAAAGCAAAUCACUUUUGUUAGUAAGAAGCUGGCGAUACCAUGUUAUCAAUAUCGUUGGAAGCAUUAGCUAUGGCGGGAGUGGAUUACGUGGAGUGGGGAAUGGACGCAGAAGAAUGGGAGCGUCAGCAGCUUCGUCAGCCGCCGCCGCCUCAUUUGCUCGCUGAUGAUCAUGACCUCCAAGAAGAUCAUUCUCCCGCCGCCACGGUGGUCGAAAACGACGCAGGCCAUAACGGAAAUGACGGCGGCGAUGGGAGGCCGAGCACCGACACCGGCGGGGGUGAACUAGGUUUUGGUCACAAAAUCCAGUACUGCUGCUUGAGGUUUAUGAUAACGGUGAUGAUUGUCGCUCGGGGUCCAUGAUUUAUGAUUAUGCACACUAUUAAUCCUCUUCUAACUAAUAAUAACGAUUGUUUUUGUUUUCUUUCCGAACCCUUUGUUUUUUUAUGAUCACCAUUCUUUUGUUGCAAAUUGUAGCUGUAAAUGUGAUGAAUAAUAAUACAGUUUAUUCAUUAGUUUUUAAUAACUCUAGUGGAUACAUGAUUAACUUUUGUAUCCACUACACUUAUUUAUGCGAAGAAACCCUUUGAAACGGAAAAUUCCUAAUGAAACAUCCUGCAGAUUUAGCCAAAUUAACCUUUUGACCACUGAACUACUCGUACUGCUUCAAAAUUCCCAUUUGGUUAACAUAUUGAGAUCGUGGAGCCCACAGAAAAAGGUAUGAGUCAUCCGUAAAGAACAGAUGUGAGAUUACAAGGCAACGAGGGCUAAUAAAAAGAUGAGUAAAGA